AAAACUGAAAUAAACCUAGAGUUUAGGGAAAAAUUAGGGGGUAGAAGACGAAGUUAUUGUUCAUCGCCGGAGCAGUUGCUGGAGAGCCUGAUUGAUUGCAUAUUACAAGAAAAAACCUGACCUUCAUCGGUUUUUAUCGAGUUUGAGAACUUCAACAGUUGCAGAAGCUUCUCGCUGUUCAUUCACCCCGAGAGAGGAACGCGUAGAAACCUUCAGGAUGGACCUGGACGACCUAGACGAACCGAGCCAGGUACCAUCACGAACCUCCAGAUUUGCACCGAAGACCUCUAAAUUCAAGCCGAAGCCGAAAACGGAAGUAGUUCCGAAACCGGAGCCCCAACAGCCGCCAACGAAGUUGGAACCUGAAACUCCCGUUCCGGAGCCGGAAGUUGCAGAGCCAGAUGCUCUAAUUGGGGAGAAGAAGGAAGAAGGCGAAGAAGUUGAAGUAAAACCUAAAGUCGAAGCUUCACUUCCUAAUGGAGUUGAUAAAAUGGAUGUUGAAACUAAGUUGGAAGUUGAAGAGGAGACAAUGGUGGAUGAUGAUGAUGAUCCAAUGGAAGAGGAUGCUUCUGAAGAUAUGGUGGUUCGGGAAAUCGACGUUCUGUUUACUCCUUCUCUUGAUAUCAAUACGAAAUUAUAUGUGUUGCAAUAUCCUCUUAGACCACGCUGGAGGCCCUAUGAAUUUGAGGGGCGAUGUGACGAGGUAAGAGUUAAACCCACCACUGGGGAAGUGGAAGUUGAUCUGAAUGUGGAUAUUGAAUCCAAUAACUAUGACAGUAAAGCCGAUGCCAAUUUGCAAAUGAAGAAGCAGACUUUGAAAUCUUCAUGGCAACCGCCUAUGGCUACUUCCUAUGCUGUUGGGCUGCUUAUGGGUGAUAAGCUACACCUGAAUCCUGUACAUACAGUCGUGCAACUUCGACCAUCAUUUGAACACCUUAAUUCUGGUGGCCCAAAAAGGAAAAUUAAUGUUAGAGCUGAUCCAAAUGUUAAGUCAGAAGAGCAUACAGAUGUUAACUCUGCAGGUGGAUCAAGGAAGCAGAAGAAGCAAACAGGACCUUCAACGGAACCUAAAACUGGAGAUGAAGAGUGCUGGAUUCCACUUAAGUACUAUGGUCUCGAGAGUGAUCUAUCAACCAGACAUCUGCGAAGCAUGGUGGCACAAAAAAAUUCCCCCAUGCAAUUUUCAAUGAGCCCGCAUGACUAUGUGGACUCCUUGUGUCCUGGUGCGAGCUCAAGUCGCAAUAAGCCCAAAGGUCCAUCUAAAAGGUUUUUACUUUCAUUGUCUUUGGAGGAGCGGAUUAAGAAAUUGCUGACUGAGGGACCUCCGAUUCAAAGAUUUAGUGCACUUAAGCAUUAUGCCCCUGAUUAUGAACCAGACGAGUUUAUCGAAGCUCUUCAGCAGUAUGCUCAGUCGGUGCAGGGUCUCUGGGUUGCAAAAAGUUCAUUUUUACUUCCGCAAGAUGGCAGUGGACGUUGUGCUAGGGAUUUUGUUCUUUCUUUGUUUAGCAAGAAUCCAGUGGUCAGCUCUUCGCAGAUAAAUGUUCCAAAGUCUCUUCGGGACAAAGUGAAACAUUUUUUGAAUUGGUUUGGUGUUGAAAGACCUGCCUUUAAGGACUGGAGAUUUAAGGAGAAAACAGAUCGUUUAUUUUUGAAUAACUACGUGGAUAUUGUUCAAAAGCAAGAAAAGGUCUGGCGAUCUGUGGAAGAAGGUAUCACUAAUUCUUUCCGGGGAUCUGUGAAAAACAUGUCCCAUGCAAACGCUGCGCCAGUAAAGCCUGAAAUGGUUCCUAAACCUGAAAAACAAGUCAUUCACGACAAAGCUUCAACUAAAAGCAGUAAUGCAGCUCUUAACCGCAAAAGUACCAUGUCGGAUGAAACUCGAGAAGCUUUACCAAAAGCCCUUCAAAAGCUUUUUCAAACUCACAAGGUUUGCAGCUUUCAGUUGAUAUGUCAAGGUUUGCGUGAUUUGGCCGUGUCCCAGUCUACUCUUCCAAAAGCUGAUGCCAGAAUGGCGGUGGCUGCUGCAUAUGGUGUUGAUGCUCCUCCAGAUGAAUUAAAAAGAAUCAUCUGCCAAGUUGCUACUGAGAUUCAUGGUCUCUAUGUCUUGACAUCAUCUCCAGAGCAUCCAGAAUAUGAUCCAUUAAGGAAAGUUGUCAUUCAACUUUUACGUGGACGUGGACCUAAAGCAGUGCUUAAAAAAGCUGAUGUUUUGGAAGCUUCCAAGCGUGAACUUGGGAGAGCAAUCAAUAGCAAUGAAUAUAGCAAGGUUAUGAACGAAAUUUGUGUGUCCCAUGGUUCUUCUUGGGCCUUGAAGAGUGGCGAUGGAAAUUCGAGAUGACUAGGUUCCUCUCGUGAAAUUCUGAGCACAAUUAAAGAGGUUCAAGGCAAAGCCAGCAACCAGAUCUCCUCACUCUGCUAUAAAUUGAAUGCCAUUUCCCGUGGCCCUCCAUCAUUUGAUCCACAUCCAAAUUUUGACUCAUAGUACCAAAUUCCAGCGCUGGGAACCUUCUUUGGCAGACUGAACACUCCUUAAUGUCGUUGUGCAACACAAAAAUUUUGAAAUGUACAGACAAAGGUGAUCCUUUGAGUGUUGGCAAUGAACUAAGAGCUUCCGGCGUUGUUCUCUGCUUUGGUGGUGUCUUUUAUUAACAUUAGUUUGACGACGCUUUUGUUUUCUUGUAGGUUAAAAGAUGAAGUUAGUCUUUGAACAUUGUUUAUUUAGUGUUCAAAUUUCAAAAAGCUUAGACUAUGUUCUUAAAUUUAUCAUGUACGCUUCAUUAGAUACAAUUUUGAUGAUGAUGAUGAUGGUGUUCGAUCUGUUGUCACCAAAUUCUUAGUACCUUGUUGAAGAACCAGGCUGAUAUAGAGACAUAAUAAGUUUACUCUUUUAGACCCAA
Messenger RNA from Cucurbita maxima (winter squash), 2897 nucleotides. Its product is annotated as DNA-directed RNA polymerase III subunit RPC5. The transcript has 16 exons. Gene Ontology annotation, biological process: DNA-templated transcription. Lineage: Eukaryota; Viridiplantae; Streptophyta; Magnoliopsida; Cucurbitales; Cucurbitaceae. The record is from RefSeq and is a predicted model, not a curated record. Gene Ontology annotation, cellular component: nucleus; RNA polymerase III complex. The coding region runs from base 218 to 2338 and encodes 706 amino acids.